Nylanderia fulva is the source of this 684-nucleotide messenger RNA. Its product is annotated as dynein regulatory complex subunit 7. The record is from RefSeq and is a predicted model, not a curated record. NCBI's taxonomy places the organism in Eukaryota, Metazoa, Arthropoda, Insecta, Hymenoptera, Formicidae. Gene Ontology annotation, biological process: flagellated sperm motility. Gene Ontology annotation, cellular component: motile cilium.
ACGCCGCAGCAUUGUGCGCCUCGUCGCGUUGCUAUAGCAACGGCGGGUUAUUUACUUAUCAAUCCGAAUUCGAAUCGCGAUUUUGUAAUCGCGUUGACAAACAAUUGCGGCCGGUUAAAUACGUAUUUCCCCUGAUUUCGGUAAAUCGCGUAACAGUGAACGACGAUGAAUCAGACACGCGAAAGGAAGUCGGACGACGGCGCGAAUCCGGAAUCGGAAGGGCGUCCGAAAACUGAAUGCGAGAUCGAACAAUUGGUGAAUAGCAACGCGCGGAAUGACGGUAAAGUGCUAUCGGAAAUUAGAUGUACCGAGGAGAUCUUGCGGCAAGUGCAACGCGAGUUGUGCCUGAUCAAAUUAUGCUGGUCGGAUAUCCCGAUAACGAAGGAUCCUUAUGCGCAAUCACUUCCGGAUACUUACCGGUGCGUCAACGAUAAAGAGAGGUUGCUGUUGUGGUACGCGGAAAACUUUCGUCGCCAGAUUCACGCCAAGGACGCGAAUCGUCGACCGCUCUUGCUGGCAUGAAAUGAAUGUGGUGUACAAAAAUUUACAUCUACUGGUAUCAGACGAAGUACACUGCCAUAUCCAGAGUUAUAUACAUGGAAUACAUGUGUACAGUUUAUUAGUAAUUACAUCACAUACCAGCCACUGGAUAAUAUGCUUAUGGUAAGUAGGAAAGCAAGAUAA